Molecule: messenger RNA, 1307 nt
Organism: Lycium barbarum (goji berry)
Lineage: Eukaryota; Viridiplantae; Streptophyta; Magnoliopsida; Solanales; Solanaceae
Product: glucan endo-1,3-beta-glucosidase, acidic-like
Exons: 2
Coding region: 126-1160 (344 amino acids)
Biological process (GO): carbohydrate metabolic process
Cellular component (GO): plasma membrane
Molecular function (GO): hydrolase activity, hydrolyzing O-glycosyl compounds
Source: RefSeq, a predicted model, not a curated record
UGGAUUGACUUGACUUGGCAGUGGAAAUUGAAGUAACAUAGUCCUUCCUCUUUCUGAAUUCCCACUAUAAAUUAGUAAGCUUUCCUGCUAUUAUUCAUUCAUAGCUCAAUUUGUCUUUCAUUGCCAUGGCUUGUACAAAACCACAUUUUCCGGUUACCGCAGUUCUACUGGUGCUACUUAUAUUGGCCACCUCAGAUUUCACAGGUGCACAAACAGGAGUUUGUUAUGGAAGAAUUGGGAAUGGAUUACCAUCUCCAGCAGAUGUUGUGGCUCUAUGCAACCAAAAUAAUAUACGAAGAAUGAGAAUCUACGAUCCUCAACAAGACACUCUCCAAGCCCUCAGAGGCUCCAAUAUUGAACUCAUGCUAGGCGUGCCAAACCCCGACCUUCAGAAUAUCGCUUCUAGCCAAGCGAAUGCGGAUACCUGGGUCCAAAACAAUGUCAAGAACUAUGGUAAUGUCAGGUUCAGGUAUAUAGCAGUUGGAAACGAAAUCAGUCCAUUAAAUGGUGACACCCAGCAGUAUGUACCUUUUUUGCUCCCUGCAAUGAGAAACAUUCAAAACGCAAUUUCUGGUGCUGGUCUCAGGAACCAGAUUAAAGUUUCCACAGCUAUUGAAACCGGGCUUACUACAGACACUUCUCCUCCAUCAAAAGGCAAAUUUAGAGAUGAUGUCCGACGAUUUAUUGAUCCCAUCAUCAGCUUCCUAGUAGAAAAUCGCUCACCAUUGCUCGUCAACAUUUAUCCUUAUUUUGCAAUAGCAAACAAUCGAGACAUUAAGCUUGAGUUCGCGCUAUUUACAUCACCUGGAGUUGUGGUCAAUGAUAAUGGAAAAGGAUACCGAAACCUGUUUGAUGCCCUCUUAGAUGCCACAUACUCGGCCCUUGAAAAGGCCGGUGGUUCAUCAUUGGAAAUUGUUGUAUCAGAAAGUGGUUGGCCUUCAGCUGGAGCAGGGCAAUUGACCUCCAUUGACAAUGCAAGGACUUACAACAACAACUUGAUUAAGCAUGUGAAAGAAGGGAGUCCUAAAAGGCCCUCCAGGCCAAUAGAGACUUACAUUUUUGAUUUGUUUAAUGAAGAUAGGAAGAGCCCUGAAUUUGAGAAGCACUUUGGACUAUUUACACCAAACAGGCAGCCAAAGUACUCAAUCAGCUUUAACUAGCUAGAUAAAGCAAGAAUAUUACGGGAAUAAUAACUAUCUUCUUUAUAUAUAUCUGUAUGAAUAAUGGUUUCCCAACGGAAAGCAACUCAUUUGCCUAAUGUACCCACCUCACAUGCUUAUAUAAGACAAUUAUCUAUUUAGCUAUUA